CUUUAGGUCGGGAGUCAGGGCGAGGAGACCGAGGUACUACACUCAGCAUGUCCGACGCCGAGGCGCAGAGCGCUCCACCUGCGGCCCCAGAGGAAGACAAGCCACAAGCAGAAAGAAAAGUCUUAGCCACCUUGGUGCAAGGGAGAGUGAAGUGGUUCAAUGUACGUAAUGGAUAUGGCUUCAUAAACAGGAAUGAUACCAAGGAAGAUGUUUUUGUUCAUCAGACUGCAAUCAAGAAAAACAACCCGAGAAAGUUCCUGCGGAGUGUUGGCGAUGGUGAGGUGGUCGAGUUUGAUGUCAUCGAAGCUGUCAAGGGUUCGGAAGCAGCCAACGUGACUGGCCCCGGCGGGGUGCCCGUUAAGGGCAGUCGAUACGCGCCCAACAAGCGGCGUUUCCGGCGGCGGUUCUUCCCGCGGCCCGACGACAAGGCCGCAGACGGCCGGCCCGUAGGCGACGACGAGGAGGGGCAUGCGGAGAACGGCAGACCCCAGCAGCGCCGCCAAAGGACUCCCCGACCGCGUCCGGAGCCGCAAAACGGUGAAGCUGGCGAGCCAAAAGCCACAGGAGAAGAUCAAGCACAAUCAAGACCACCACCACGACGUCGGUUCUGGCGGCCAUAUCGGCGUCCGUUCCGUCCGCGGCCUGCUUCGGAUCAGCCGAAGGCGGAAGAUAAGCAGCGGCGGGCUAGCGCGCCCGAGGACCAACCGGAAUCAUCCGAAAACGACGGCGGUGGCGGCGACGGGCCGAAGCAGCGGCGCCAGUCCGGCCGCCGCCGGCAGAGGAACUCUGAGUCAUCUGUCUCCAAAAACGGUACUGAGAAGUCUGCCUCGGAAACCGGUACCCCUCCUCAGACAUCCAAGGUGGAUGUGCAAGUCAAAUCCCAGAAGGGCUCCCUUCAAAGUUCACCCAAAUCGCCAGAGCAAGCCGCUGACACAACUGUCCCGGCGCCGACUGAGUGACGUCCCCGAGCGGACAGUCGUGGGACCCUCGAAGUGGUGCAGAUGAAUCUUUUAGUUCAGUGUUAAAUGUUAGCAGGCCAAAUGGUAACAUUUUAUCCAGUUUCA
Phycodurus eques (leafy seadragon) is the source of this 1064-nucleotide messenger RNA. Its product is annotated as Y-box-binding protein 2-A-like. The coding region runs from base 48 to 959 and encodes 303 amino acids. Gene Ontology annotation, molecular function: nucleic acid binding. The record is from RefSeq and is a predicted model, not a curated record. Lineage: Eukaryota; Metazoa; Chordata; Actinopteri; Syngnathiformes; Syngnathidae. The transcript is spliced from 9 exons. Gene Ontology annotation, cellular component: nucleus. Gene Ontology annotation, biological process: regulation of gene expression.